Messenger RNA from Leguminivora glycinivorella, 1697 nucleotides. Its product is annotated as protein artemis-like. The transcript has 12 exons. Gene Ontology annotation, molecular function: damaged DNA binding; 5'-3' DNA exonuclease activity. The coding region runs from base 133 to 1659 and encodes 508 amino acids. The record is from RefSeq and is a predicted model, not a curated record. Gene Ontology annotation, biological process: interstrand cross-link repair; protection from non-homologous end joining at telomere; double-strand break repair via nonhomologous end joining. Lineage: Eukaryota; Metazoa; Arthropoda; Insecta; Lepidoptera; Tortricidae.
CAAACAUGAAACGAUUUGUAUUUCAGUUUCACUUAUUUUUAUUUAUAAUGCUAUCUAAGACGAUGUGAAGUGGUUGCUGUCGUUGUUUUCUCGUCUUCCACUUCUUCCAGCAUUUCAACAGAAGUUUUUGCCAUGGCAUGCUGUGCAUUCAACGGUCACAUAUCAGAGAUACCGAACAUAUCCGUCGACAACUUCACUAACCGGAAUGUGCAAGCGUACUUCCUGAGUCACACUCACACGGACCACACACCGGGUUUGUACGAGCGCCGGUUCAUACAAACGUUGAAGACGAACGAUGCGGUGAUGUUUAUGUCGGAGAUGUCUGCCGCUGUGGUGAGAUAUGAGGUUCAAUGUAGAUUGAGAGACUGUGAUACUGAGGAGAUAUUUAAGAGAAUACGGAUUGUUGGAAUUGAAACGAUAGAAAUACAGCUAAAUGCCGACCCCAAACGGCGUCAGAGAGCGACCAAGUUAUAUGUAACCGCUGUGCCCGCUGCUCACAGUAUUGGAUCAGUCAUGUUCCUGUUCAAAACGGACUUCACCACUGUACUCUACACAGGUGACUUCAGAAUAAGCAUAAAUGACGUUCCAAAAUUCAACCAACUUCACGAUAACGGUACCCCCAUACCCAUAGACACUCUCUACGUCGACACAACUUUUUUAGACGACAGAUACACAACGUUCCCCAAGCGAUCCGUGAGUGUGGACGCGGCUUUACGCGAAAUGGAAUCCUGGCUGAAAAGAAACGGCCGAGUCGCCAUUAAAACGUCAGCGAAGUUCGGUUAUGAGUUUGUUUUUAAUGAGGUGUUUAAAAAGUUGGGGGUGAAAGUUUUUGUGGAGGAGGUUAGAUGGAAGGAGUUGUACAGCCGUCUCACCCACUUAGUUCCCGGUGUAACCAACGACCAAUCACCAGUCCACCUCUGCUGGCCAAAGAAUAGAAAAGACCACACUACAUGUACCCCAGACUCCACCGAUCAAAAAUAUCUGAACAUACACCUAUCUGCCCAGAAGUGGGCAUACUUUAACUCAGAGGAUAACCCAAUAUGUAAAGUUUCUGAUAAUGAAAUAGAUGUAUGUUUCAGUACGCACUGCAAUGUAUUUGCAUGGAAGAAGCCGAAGCCUGUUAAUUACACAAAAAUGUCGGCGAAUUUGGACAACCCAAACUUCAUAAGGGACCGUUUUAAAAACGAAAUAUACAAGCCAGCGAUGCCAACGAAGUUCCGGGAGCGGUUCAACAGGCCCUUCGCACCCGCUUGGAUGGACUACUGUGACCCCUACCACUGCAAUGACUAUCACAGGGCGGCUUGUGGUUUGAACAGAAGACAACGCGUGUUCAAAUGGUUCCAGAGCUUCUGCCACAUUAUACUGAACAACGAGUGCGCCGCAUUUAGAGGAAAUCUGAAGUACGACCUAAUCGCCCCGCAGUUCUGUGACGCUUUCGUGCUUCACGUCCGACAAGGUUGCCGGGAUUGCGAGCCGGACGGAGAAUUAGUGUGCGCUGUCAGUCUGGUCGACAACCAAGUGACAUUGUUCAGGGACCGAUGCGCGUUACAAUCUACCAACUGCGAGGCCAAGACGUUUGACGAAUAUGAAGAAGUGGACAUGGGUCUCUGCGAGUUUUACCUGAAGGAAAGGGCUCUCAAAAUAAGCAUGGGUGCUUAAGGAAUGUUUCUUUAAAUAGAAAUAAAAUUAUAAUUAUA